This is a messenger RNA of Caenorhabditis remanei, 705 nucleotides long. RefSeq lists its product as uncharacterized. The record is from RefSeq and is a predicted model, not a curated record. Bases 1 to 705 code for a protein of 234 amino acids. Lineage: Eukaryota; Metazoa; Nematoda; Chromadorea; Rhabditida; Rhabditidae. The transcript is spliced from 5 exons.
AUGCAUUUUCUUUUCUUUUUCUCACUUUUUAUUGUUUCUAUAACUGCCGGAAUUGUGGAUAGACGGAAACAGGAGGAUGACGAUUUGAAAUUUUCGAUUGGAACGAUAGAGCAUGGACAGAAUUAUGGAGCAAGACCUUAUUUACAAAUUCCAGUUGACGGUCAAAAGCUGACAGUACCCAAAGCCUUCUAUCACUAUUCUGAAAACGAGAUGUCUGCUGGAGCAAGCUUCGGACUUCCGGAUGAGACACGUCUUCUGGAUACAGAUGGUUUAUUUGUGAAUAAUCGGAAGGAGAUCAACGGAAUCUAUCUCCCGAUUCCAAAUAUGGAUCCGAUUAAUUUACAUUUUGUUAAUCAGAAAGUAUUCGAGAAGGGAAUUGACACUCGAGCUCACGAGGAAUCACCGGAAAGUGUAUUGCAUAGAGCGAAAAUGAUCUGUCUCACGGGCAGUGAAUUCGAAUGUGAACGACAACUUCUAAAAUACCACAGAGCGAAAAGUGAGGUGUUGAGAAGAGAAAAAAUGCCACUUCACGAACAACUGAUGGAACUGGGUCAACUCUCCUCCUCUGCCAAAAUCCAUGAUAAAGAGGGGAAUGGAAUGGGUGUUGUAGUUGGAAUGCCUGGUUACGAUCCUCUCUAUAUCGGAGCAAAUCUCGGACACGACAAUGAUCAAGAUUUAAAUAUCCGAUUCGCGCCACCAGCGUGA